UUGUUGAUCACCUGUACCCCAGCACGAGAGCUCCAGCUUAAUCAUUCUCUGCUCUCAGAACAUGGAGGAAAACGAUGAUGAAAAAUACAAUCAAGCUGGCCAGAUAUUUGAAAACUUUGUACAGGCAUCAACAUGCAAAGGCACCAUUCAGGCCUUCAAUAUUCUCACUCGCCAACUUGACUUAGAUCCUUUGGACAACAGAAACUUUUACACCAAACUAAAAUCGAGAGUGACCACAUGGAAGGCCAAAGCUUUGUGGAACAAGCUUGAUAAGAGAGCAAGUCACAAAGAGUAUAAACGUGGGAAGUCUUGUAUGAACACUAAGUGUUUAAUUAUUGGAGGUGGCCCCUGUGGCCUGCGGACUGCCAUAGAGCUUGCCUUCCUGGGAGCCAAGGUUGUCGUGGUGGAGAAGCGGGACACUUUCUCCAGGAACAACGUGCUGCACCUCUGGCCCUUUACCAUCCACGACCUUCGGGGACUGGGAGCAAAGAAAUUUUAUGGCAAGUUCUGCGCAGGAUCUAUUGAUCACAUCAGUAUUCGACAGCUUCAACUCAUCCUCUUCAAAGUUGCACUUAUCCUUGGAGUGGAAAUUCACGUGAACCUGGAAUUCGUGAAAGUCCUGGAGCCUCCUGAAGAUCAAGAAAACCAAAAGAUGGGUUGGAGAGCUGAGUUUCUCCCCAUGGAUCACCCUUUGUCAGAGUAUGAAUUUGAUGUUAUCAUUGGUGCAGACGGCCGCAGGAACACGUUGGAAGGCUUCAGGAGGAAGGAAUUUCGUGGGAAGCUGGCUAUAGCAAUCACUGCCAAUUUCAUAAACAGAAAUACAACUGCAGAAGCCAAGGUAGAAGAAAUCAGUGGGGUUGCUUUCAUCUUCAAUCAGAAGUUCUUCCAGGACCUGAAAGAGGAAACGGGGAUUGACCUGGAGAAUAUUGUUUACUAUAAAGACAGCACGCAUUAUUUUGUGAUGACAGCAAAAAAGCAGAGUCUUCUGGACAAAGGAGUGAUUAUUAACGACUCUGUUGACACCGAGCUGCUGCUCUGUGGGGAAAAUGUGAACCAGAGCAAUUUGCUGUCCUACGCCAGAGAAGCUGCUGACUUUGCAACCAACUACCAGCUGCCUUCCUUGGAUUUUGCAAUUAAUCAUUAUGGCCAGCCAGAUGUAGCAAUGUUUGAUUUUACCUCCAUGUAUGCAUCUGAAAACGCUGCACUGGUGAGAGAGAGGCACAGACAUCAGCUCCUGGUGGCUCUUGUUGGAGAUAGUUUGCUUGAGCCCUUCUGGCCCAUGGGCACUGGCUGUGCCAGAGGCUUCCUGGCCGCCUUUGACACGGCGUGGAUGGUGCGGGGCUGGGCGCAGGGGAAGCCCCCGCUGGAGGUCCUGGCUGAACGAGAGAGCAUUUAUCGACUCUUGCCUCAGACAACCCCUGAAAACAUUAAUAAGAACUUUGACCAGUACACCAUUGACCCAGGAACAAGAUACCCAAACUUGAACUCGAGCUGUGUUCGACCUCACCAGGUGAGACAAUUAUAUGUUACCAAUGAGCUACAGCAGUGUCCUCUUGAGAGAGUGAGCUCCAUUCGAAGAUCAGUGAACCUCACAAGACAGGAGUCAGAUAUUCGACCUAACAAGCUUCUGACGUGGUGCCAGAAGCAGACGGAGGGAUACCGAAACGUCAACGUCACUGACCUGACCAGCUCCUGGAAAAGUGGCCUUGCCCUGUGUGCCAUCAUCCAUCGCUUCAGGCCUGACCUCAUUGACUUCGAUGCCCUGAACGAAGAGGACGCGGUGAGGAACAACCAGCUGGCCUUCGACGUGGCCGAGCGGGAGUUCGGCAUCCCGCCGGUGACCACGGGCCAGGAGCUGGGCUCGGCCGGGGAGCCCGACAAGCUCAGCAUGGUGCUCUACCUGUCCAAGUUCUACGAGCUGUUCCGCGGCACGCCGCUGCGCGCAGUCGAUGCUGCUGAGAAGCAAAAUGGAGAAAAUAAUGAUCCUGGUUCACUACAAUCAUCAAAUUUCAUCUUUAAUAAUUAUAUCAAUUUAACUUUACCAAGAAAACGAGUACCAAAGGCUGACGGGAAAACAGAAGAGAAUGAGACGAACAAGAGGCGUCGGAAAGGCCUCUUUGGUGUCUUUGAGCAGACUUCAGGCUUUCCAAGCCAGGGGACAAACAAUGGGAAAGAACAGAGUGAAUGCAGAGAAGGAGUGAACCAGAACAAAGUCAAAUCUAUGGCAACUCAGCUGCUGGCAAAGUUUGAAGAGAAUGCUCCAAAUACAGUUCUGAGGAGACAGGAGCUAACAGAUAGACCAGCCCUGCUCUCCUCUGACCCUCCUGUUAAUCCUCGCUUUGCUAAACCUAUGGAUCCAAGCCUUCUUCCACCUCAACCAAAAAGGCAGUUUCAGGUGGUAGCUAGGAGUGAGCACGAGGUCAGGGAACCCAAACAGUCUUUAAAUGGUUCUGAUCAUAUGGCCAGGAGAGCAAAGACUGUGCACAAAACAGAUCCCCAGCCCAGUCUGUCAGAAACCUCUGAAAAUCUCGCCUCUGCCUGUUCUGCUGCAUUUGUACUUUCUGGAGUGCUUGAGCGUCUUCAGCACCUGGAGGAAAAAAUGAAACAGAAAAGAGCUCAGACCAUAGCAAAUAGGGAAUUCCAUAAAAAGAACAUUAAAGAGAAAGCAGCACAUCUCGCCUCAAUGUUUGGAUACAUGGAGUUUCCAAAGAAUAAGCUACCUACUAAAGGCUUACCCCAUUCUCAGCCCCCAACUCCCUCUUGCCCUCCACCUCAUCAUUCAGCUGUUGCUGCUUCAUCAUCUGUUGGUUCAGCUUCCUCUGCUGUUUCUUCUCAACAGGGUUCUCUGCGAAAAGAAUUCCCCAAGUCCAUCGGGGGCAGUGACAUCUGCUAUUUCUGCAAGAAACGGGUCUAUGUCAUGGAGAGGCUGAGUGCAGAGGGCCACUUCUUUCACAGGGAGUGCUUCAAGUGUGAAAUCUGUUCUACAACACUCCGCUUAGGAAUUUAUGCCUUUGAUGUUGAAGAAGGUAAAUUUUACUGUAAACCUCAUUUUACGCACUGCAAAAUCAGUACGAAACACAGAAAGAGAAGGGCAACAAUACAGAUCCAUGGAAAGGAGGCGAUAGACGCGUGGAAGAAAGCGGAAGCCAAACCCACAGAGAUCACCACAGAAAGCAGUUUGUCCACUGCUAGCAGUCCAGAGGACAGGUCCCCAGGUAUCCUGACUUCCUUCUUAGGGGGCGCGCUAAGCUGGCCCCUGCGGGUGACCAGGGAUCUGCUUGACAUUCCCAGCCGCCUGUCUAACUGGAUGCAUGGUGUCCUGCACGCUACCCACCUCCAUUUCAGGGACAAUGCAUAUAACUAUACCUACCUGUACGAACUCCUGAGCCUUGGGGUGCCGCUCCUCUGCGCUCUCCUAGAGGUACUCGCUCACAUGUACCGGGAAGCAGAGCUAUCACUUGAAAACGUGCUUGAAUGGGUGAAAAGAUUCUCUAGGGUUUGAAUCUUUCCGCGUGUCUUGCUCAGUUGUGCCUUUCGAAUUUUCAAAAUUAACAGCCUGGCUAUUUUCUCGAGGGGAAUUUUUGGUUUGGAGGGCUUUGGUUUUGCUCUUCGUGCAA
Molecule: messenger RNA, 3617 nt
Organism: Melozone crissalis (California towhee)
Lineage: Eukaryota; Metazoa; Chordata; Aves; Passeriformes; Passerellidae
Gene: MICAL2
Product: microtubule associated monooxygenase, calponin and LIM domain containing 2
Exons: 22
Coding region: 62-3502 (1146 amino acids)
Molecular function (GO): FAD binding; protein binding
Source: RefSeq, a predicted model, not a curated record